This is a messenger RNA of Lachancea lanzarotensis, 1377 nucleotides long. RefSeq names its product LALA0S03e03378g1_1 (gene MAS1). The record is from RefSeq and is a predicted model, not a curated record. Gene Ontology annotation, molecular function: metal ion binding; metalloendopeptidase activity. The transcript has a single exon. Gene Ontology annotation, cellular component: mitochondrion. Bases 1 to 1377 code for a protein of 458 amino acids. Lineage: Eukaryota; Fungi; Ascomycota; Saccharomycetes; Saccharomycetales; Saccharomycetaceae.
AUGCUUCGCAACUUGGUCCCACGCUCCCGCGUUAUCAGACAGUUGGCAACUAGUUUACCAACUACCAGAACCUCAGUGCUUCCAAAUGGACUUACAGUAGCUACAGAAACGAUACCCAACACUUCAAGUGCUACUGUGGGGAUUUUCGUCGAUGCCGGUUCAAGAGCUGAAAAUGUCAAAAAUAAUGGAACGGCACAUUUCUUGGAACAUUUGGCUUUUAAAGGUACCAAGAACCGUACUCAGGUGGGGAUCGAAUUGGAAAUAGAAAAUAUAGGAUCUCAUUUGAACGCUUACACGUCAAGAGAAAAUACGGUUUAUUACGCUAAAACGUUGAACCAAAAUAUUCCAAAUGCGGUGGAUGUUCUAAGUGACAUUUUGACAAAAUCCGUUCUGGACAAAAGUGCAAUUGAAAGAGAAAGAGACGUCAUAAUUCGGGAAAGUGAGGAGGUGGACAAGAUGUACGAUGAAGUGGUUUUCGACCAUUUACAUGCUAUCACUUAUAAAGACCAGCCAUUGGGUAGAACUAUUUUGGGUCCCAUAGAAAACAUCAAAACCAUUCAGCAGCGUGAUCUGCAGGAAUAUAUCUCCACAAACUACAAAGGCGACAGAAUGGUGCUUGCUGGUGCCGGGGCUGUUGAUCAUGACGAGUUGGUGAAAGCAGCUGAGAGGUUUUUUGGACAUAUUCCUAAAUCAUUGUCACCAGUGCCCCUAGGCUCCCCACGCGGCCCUCUGCCGGUUUUUUACGGAAACGAGCUCAAAAUUCAAGAAGACACUUUACCCACAACUCACGUUGCUCUAUCAGUUGAAGGCGUCUCGUGGUCAGCUCCUGACUAUUUCACAGCUCUUGCCACUCAGGCAAUCGUCGGGAAUUGGGAUAGAGCCCUCGGAUCAGGUAAUAACUCUCCAUCGCCCCUAGCAGUAGCUGCGUCGAGUAAUGGAACCUUGGCCAAUUCCUAUAUGUCUUUUUCUACAUCUUACGCUGAUUCAGGUCUAUGGGGCAUGUACAUUGUUACAGAUUCCAAGGAACAUAACAUCAAAUUGAUUAUUGACGAGGUCCUUAAAGAUUGGCAGAGAAUCAAGAGCGGGAAUGUCACUGACGAGGAAGUCAAACGCGCCAAAGCGCAGCUGAAAGCGUCUCUGCUAUUGUCUUUAGACGGCUCAACCGCCAUUGUGGAAGACAUCGGACGUCAAAUCGUCACCACAGGAAAAAGGCUCUCCCCAGAGGAGGUUUUCGAGCAGGUAGACCGGAUAACCAAGGGCGACAUAAUUACUUGGGCCAAUUAUAGGUUGAAGGGAAAGCCGAUCUCCAUCGUCGCGCUUGGAAAUACUGCUACUGUUCCUUCAUUGAAAGAAAUUGAGAAGGGAUUGAACGUUUAA